Molecule: messenger RNA, 939 nt
Organism: Suncus etruscus (white-toothed pygmy shrew)
Lineage: Eukaryota; Metazoa; Chordata; Mammalia; Eulipotyphla; Soricidae
Product: olfactory receptor 2AE1-like
Exons: 1
Coding region: 1-939 (312 amino acids)
Biological process (GO): G protein-coupled receptor signaling pathway
Cellular component (GO): membrane
Molecular function (GO): G protein-coupled receptor activity; olfactory receptor activity
Source: RefSeq, a predicted model, not a curated record
AUGAGGCAGAACAAUCAGUCUUCGCUGGCUGACUUUAUUCUAGAAGGGCUCUUUGAUGACUCCCUCACCCAUGUCUUUCUUUUCUCCUUGACCCUGGUGGUCUACCUUGUUGCUGUGUGUGGCAAUUCCCUCACCAUUUUUCUCAUCUGUGCUGACCCCCGGCUCCACACCUCUAUGUACUUCCUGCUCAGCCAGCUCUCUGUCAUGGAUCUGAUGCACGUCACCAUAACCAUCCCCAAAAUGGCUACCAACUACCUCACAGGCAGGAAGUCCAUCUCCUUUGUGGGUUGUGCUACCCAGCAUUUCCUCUAUUUGUGUGUGGGAAGUGCUGAGUGUGUUCUCUUGACUCUCAUGUCCUAUGAUCAUUAUGUUGCUAUCUGUCAUCCACUGCGCUAUGCUAUUCUCAUGAACAGGAGGGUGGCUCUGAUGAUGGCUGUCAUGUCAUGGCUGGUAGCAUCCUUUGAUGCCCUCAUUCACACUGUGAUCUUGAUGCAUUUCCCUUUCUGUAAGUCUCGCAAAAUCCACCAUUUCUAUUGUGAGUUUCCAGCUGUUGUGAAGUUGGUAUGUGGAGACAUCUCUGUUUAUGAAAUGACAGUUUACGUCAGCACUGUUCUGAUUCUCCUCCUCCCCAUCCUCUUGGUCUCUAUAUCCUAUACUUUUAUUAUCCGAAGUGUCUUUCAAUUGCAUUCAGCUGGCAGUAAGAGAAAUGCUUUUGCCACUUGUAGCUCUCACUUCACUGUAGUAUCUCUAUGGUUUGGUGCAGGAAUCUUCUCCUAUAUGAGACCCAGGUCCCUGCGCACUCCACUGCAAGACAAGGUUGGCUCUGUGUUCUAUAGCAUUAUUACCCCGGCACUCAAUCCUCUGAUUUAUACUCUCAGGAAUAAGGAUGUGGCUAAGGCAGUGAGGAGAGUGUUGGGCAGAGAUACUGUUACUCAGUGA